ACUAACUCCGUAAAUCAAAAGUCGACUUUUAUACACCUAUACGACAAGAACUCGCUUGAUAAAUAAAGAAAAAUUAAUUUACAUAAAAUUCUGAUAAGAAAAUAAACCAUGCCGAAAACUACAUAAAACAACAGGCUUUAAUAUUAAGGCAACAUUUGAAAUAGUAUUUUCUAGUCGUUUCAAACAUACAUGGCCAUGGCAUAAGACUUGUGUUGAGGUGGUUGGUGUGUAAAUUUGUGCAAUUCUUUUUUUUCCAUCUCCUAUAGUAAGGCUAGAGAACAAUGUUUGCUUCGUUAAAGAACAAGAUAAAGGAGGAAACAGGCUCCGAAGUGGUAGGUAAUGCCGGAUUGACUCCUGGCAUAACGCCACAUCAGCGUUCGAUGAUUCAUUCCAACACAUCUAACAAUAACAAUCGCCUAAAAAGUCGUGUUUCCUCCUCUAUGAGCAUCACAUCCAAUAAUGACGAAACACAGAACGAACAGGCACUGCGUCAAGAAAUUGCCAACUAUCAGACACGCCUACAACAACUGCAAGAAGAAAAACUAAGGGUUGAGAAAACCAAUGAGAUCCUAUUGGAAACAGUCAAGGUGGCGCAAACACAAAAGGAUAUUUACUGUGAGGAGCAGGAGAAGAUCCAGAACAUGCAACAAGGUGAAAUUGAAAAACUGCGUAAUCUGCUUUCGUUUAGAGAACAGGAGGCGGUCGAUCGUCUCAAUGCCAUGAGGCAACACCAACAACAAGUAGAAAAUUUAACAUCGGAAUUGGAAAGACUUAAACACUGUGAACCCCAGUUAGAAGAGAUAAAGGAUGAGUUACAACAGCUGAUGCAUUCAUCACAACAAGAAAAGAAUAAUUUGACCAUCACCUUGGCUGCCAUCGAAGAAGAAAAUCGACACCUAAAAAUGCGUUUGCAAAUUGUUGAACAGACUCGCCUGGAAGCUCUCGGCACAUUUGGUACAGAUGAAAAGCUACAAGCUUUGGUACAAGAGCGGAAGCACUUGGAACAACGUCUCGAAGAGGCCCAUUUACAACUGUCCGAUAUAAAAAGUUCAUGGAUGGGUCAAAAUUUGGCACUUGAAACGCAGGUCAGCCGUUUGUCCAAACAAGUCGCCGAGGAAACCACCGAAAAACGAAAAAUAUUAAAACAAAAAGACGACCUCAUCGAAAGGGUCAAGCAUUUGGAAUUUGAGUUACUUAAAAGCACUGAGGAAAUAAAACAAAGGGAUGAUAAGAUUAAGCUAUUGGAGGAGGAAAUCGAUGAACUGAAUGCCGCCUUAAAAGAAUGCCGCGAAGAAAAUGAACAGCAAAUUCUGUUCGAACGCAGUAAAGUUGAAUCACUAGAAUUACAAAAUAAAGAGUUACAAAACAGAUUGGAAGCCGCCGAUGAACGUUUCGGCGAAUAUGCGGCCAACUCAGCAAAUGUCACACAAUCCCUGAGACAGCAAAUAGCCGACCUACAAACUCAAAUAAACGAAACCCAAAUGAUGUUGGAAGCAGAAAAAGAAGAAAAACUAACCGCCUUGUUGAAAAACGCCGAAAUUUCCCAAAGCGAAGAAUUAUUGAAAAAAGAGCUGAGACAAGAACGGGACGAAGUAAAUGAUAUACAUGAACUAAACAAGAAUUUGGAAUCCCAACUAAAAUCCAAGGAGCAAUGCAUACAGGAAUUGCAAACCACACUCUCGUCCAAUGACAAGAAACUGAAGGAGUUCGAUGAAAUGCAAAGGGAUGUAAUUGAAAAGAACAAGACCAUAAAAGUUCUGAACCAGCGUGUAAACGACUUGAAAAAGACCUUGCAAAAAGAAUUCACAUCCGCCAAAGUCGUGGGCAUAAGUGAUGAAUUGUCAUCUGCAGAUGGCAGAAAGGAGGGAAAAUACACACUUGCCGAAAAUUCACGUUGUCAAAACUGCAUUUCCAUAGACCCGGCUACGGCUGGGGGACAAGGAGGUAGUGUUAUAAUGGAUGAAGUUAAUUUCAAGUAUUUAAAACAUGUUAUAGUUAAGUUUCUCACUAGCCGAGAGGUUGAAGCCCGCCAUUUGAUAAGAGCCGUUGCAACUCUUCUUAAGCUAACAAAAGAAGAAGAGAAACUCCUACAUGAUACCCUCAACUGGAAAAUGAGUUGGUUUGGUUCGAGACCCGAUCACGGCCGUGGCCAAAGAGCCUUUUCCAUACCGCCUAGUUAAUAGCAUUGAAUCUCUCGUUCGCUCUCUCUCAUUUCGAGACAACAAGCUUUAAACUAAUUCAUCAAGUCGUAUAUAUAUUUUCUAUCAUUUAACUGAUCUCUGUCACCACUCGAAUUUGUAUUUUUCAUUGCUUCACUUUCUCUUCGAUAAUAACUAUUAUGUAAAAGUAUUACAGUAUUUUAUAUAUCAUGCAUUCCUUAAAUUGUUAAAUAUAUACAUUUUUUAU
Molecule: messenger RNA, 2406 nt
Organism: Musca domestica (house fly)
Lineage: Eukaryota; Metazoa; Arthropoda; Insecta; Diptera; Muscidae
Product: golgin subfamily A member 1
Exons: 7
Coding region: 282-2180 (632 amino acids)
Cellular component (GO): Golgi apparatus
Source: RefSeq, a predicted model, not a curated record